CUUAAAUUUUUAUCAACAUUCACGUCAUAACUAGUGCAAGCUUUACGUUUUCGAGCCCAAUAAGUUUUAUUUUAAGGACAAACUUCAUUAAAACUUUUCAAAUGUAUCAAAUGAGAUAAAGGCUAAUAUUUGUGAAUCAGUUGGAAAUGCGUAUGCGGUUAAAAUCGUUGGAAAAAGCACUUCUACUCGAGGAGCUGGAGUGUUCACUGGAAGAUUUUCAAACAAACUUCAUUAAAACUUUUCAAAUGUAUCAAAUGAGAUAAAGGCUAAUAUUUGUGAAUCAGUUGGAAAUGCGUAUGCGGUUAAAAUCGUUGGAAAAAGCACUUCUACUCGAGGAGCUGGAGUGUUCACUGGAAGGAGAGAACUAUAUCGCAUCGCUGGACAUUGGCACCACGACGAUAAGAUGCUUUAUCUACGCGGUCAAUCGCGAUAUCGCCAAGCUCGAAGUCGUCGGGACGGCGUAUGACCAGGUCGAGCUAGUGUACCCUGCUCCAGGACAAGUCGAAAUCAUUCCGGCCAAACUUUGGGACAGCGUGCUCAACACCAUCCGGAACGCUAUCGCUGACGCCAAACUAACCGCCAGUCAGAUCGCUUGCCUCGGAAUUUCCACCCAAAGGAACACCUUCACCUGUUGGAACCGCCUCACGGGGAAAGUUUAUCACAACUUCAUAACCUGGAAAGACCUGAGGGCGGAUCAGCUGGUGCGGCAAUGGAACGGCAGCUUCCGGUUGCGGAUGCUCAAAUUGGGCGCUAGCGUUCUGCACUUUAUCACCCGGAACAAGAGGUUUCAGGCCGGCUCGGUGAUCAAGCUCAUGAACCCCCAGGUUUCGAUGCGGUUGGCCUGGGUGCUUCAGAACAACUCCGAACUGCAGCGAGAUGUAAACGAUGGCGUUGUUUUGUACGGGGCGAUCGACUCCUGGCUGCUUUAUCGAUUAAGGCAGGGUCUUGAUCCGACUAGAGUUGUGGAACAUAUCAGUGACGUCACGAACUGCACCUCGACAGGUCUGUACGACCCAUUUGGGCAAGAGUGGGCCGGCUGGGCUUUGAAUCUAUUUUCAAUUAAGAAGGAACUGUUGCCGAAGGUUGUUGACAAUGCCUACGAUUUUGGAUACGUUGACGAAUCACUUUUUGGUAGUGCGAUUAAAAUAGGAUGUUCGAUUGCAGAUCAAUCAGCCUCGCUGUGGGGCAACUGCUGCUUCGAGAAGGGCGAAGUUAAGAUCACCAUGGGAACGGGAUCGUUCCUGAACGUGAACACCGGGGCGACCUGUUUGGCGUCGGUUCAUGGAUUGUACCCCUUGGUGGGGUACAAAAUGAUUGGUGGAGUCAGUAGCAGAAGCACUGCCGAAGAAGAGUUGGUUUAUCUGAUGGAGGGUGCCUCCAGUGAUAAUGGUUCGAUCAUUGAGUGGGCGAUCAGUAUAGGGCUGUUCAGCAAUCCUCAGGACAGUUCGGCGAUGGCCCUUUCGGUGUCGGACUCCGAUGGAGUUUCGUUCAUUCCGGCCUUCAGUGGACUGGGGCCUCCGAUCCGGGAUGACAGUGCGGGCACCGGUUUCAUCGGCAUCAAGGCGUCGACCAAGCGGGAGCACAUGGUUCGGGCCCUACUGGAGAGUCUGGCCUAUCGGGUGGCCCUGCUGUACAGCUGCGCCCUCACCGAAACACAGUACACCUUCACCCGGAUCAAGGUCGACGGGGGUGUGUCGCGGAACGACUUCAUCUGCCAGACGUUGGCCGAUCUGACCGGGUUGGCAGUGGAACGAGGCGAGAUUACCGAUAGCACUGCCCUCGGGGCCAUGUUCCUGGCCGGCCUCAACAUCGGCGUGUGGCGCAGCAAACGAGAACUGAUCGACGCCCGGAAAAUCGAACGGGUCUUCCAACCGAACCCGGCGAACCGCAUAAAAUGCAUCGAAAGUAUGCGAUCGUGGGAACGCGCCGUCGAACGAUUCAAGCGAUGGUACAUUGCCGAAGAACUCAACAGUCUGAACUGAAGAACAUGUGAUACGUUUGUUAAUAUUACUAAGUCCAGCAAGUGCUUUUUUGUUAUUUUUUGCCAUAUACUGUUUACAAACGAUAA
This is a messenger RNA of Uranotaenia lowii, 2068 nucleotides long. Its product is annotated as putative glycerol kinase 5. The coding region runs from base 291 to 1982 and encodes 563 amino acids. Gene Ontology annotation, molecular function: glycerol kinase activity. The record is from RefSeq and is a predicted model, not a curated record. Gene Ontology annotation, biological process: glycerol-3-phosphate biosynthetic process; triglyceride metabolic process; glycerol metabolic process. The transcript has 8 exons. NCBI's taxonomy places the organism in Eukaryota, Metazoa, Arthropoda, Insecta, Diptera, Culicidae. Gene Ontology annotation, cellular component: mitochondrion.